Sphaeroforma arctica JP610 is the source of this 197-nucleotide messenger RNA. RefSeq lists its product as hypothetical. NCBI's taxonomy places the organism in Eukaryota, Ichthyosporea, Ichthyophonida. The annotation marks the transcript as partial. The record is from RefSeq and is a predicted model, not a curated record. The transcript has a single exon.
GUGGAGGCUACAAGGUCUUCACACCCGUCUUUGUGGAGUCCAACGCGCCCUUGUACACACAGCACAUACAAUCCGUUGAAGCAGCAGAAGUACUGCUGACGGAUAUGGGCCAAUUAGAGAGCAACUUUGUCUUGACGAGGAAUAUAGCGCAUGACUCCAAUCGGGUGCGUUGGUGUGAUGCUACACAGGUGGUGUAG